Messenger RNA from Bubalus bubalis (water buffalo), 3095 nucleotides. It is a transcript of the gene PALM3, whose product is annotated as paralemmin 3. Gene Ontology annotation, biological process: response to lipopolysaccharide; regulation of cell shape; Toll signaling pathway. Gene Ontology annotation, cellular component: membrane. The record is from RefSeq and is a predicted model, not a curated record. Bases 764 to 2860 code for a protein of 698 amino acids. Lineage: Eukaryota; Metazoa; Chordata; Mammalia; Artiodactyla; Bovidae. The transcript has 6 exons.
UUCCUCACCUCUUUCCUAUCACAGCGAGCAGGCCUAGCGCUCUGAACGUGCGGGGAGCACCCUCAGCUCCAGCCGUGCCUGGAGCGCCCCACCAAAAUCCUCAGGCCCCUCUGCUCCUCAGUUCUUCUGUAUGAUCAUCAACAUCCCCAGAAUGGAGCUCUGCGGACUCCGCACUCUCAAAUCUGCAGCAUCUGUUCCAUUCUUGAACCCUGUCUCCCAAACACACCAUGUCUGAAGCCCCCUCUCUCAGACCUCCAUAUCUGGACCUCAUCUCUCCGAACCUCCAUCUCUGAAUCCCCAUCUCACUAAUCCUCAUCUCUCUGGACCAUCUCUACAUCCUAGUCUCGCUGGAUCCUCACGACUGCACCUCCAUUUCCGACUCCCCACCUCACUAGCCCCCUCCAUUGGACCCCCAUAUGUGGACCCCCAUCUCUCUGAAUCUCAUCCCUCUUAAUCACUUAUCUCAGACCCCUCCCCCUCUGGAUUCCCAUUCCCCGGGCCCUCCCCAUCCACAGACCCCGCCCCCCUUCCGCCGGGGCGAGACCUCCGCAGCAUCUGGGGCGCGGCCGGCCCCGCCCCUACCCGCUGCUGACUCAGCGCCUCCGCCCCCCAACUUCUUUCCCGCCUGGGGCCCCGACGUGUGUUCCGCUACACGGAGAAGCGGCGGCUACAAGAGGAGAUACGCGCGGCGCGCCGCGAGCUGGAAGAAGAGAAACUCCGCGUGGAGCGGCUCAAGAGGAAGUCUCUCCGGGAACGCUGGCUAAUGGACGGGGCAGCUGAGGAGCCAGAGCGGCCCCAGGACCCCACCUCACAGGACCCCCAGUCGCCUGAAGACCAAGCUCAGGCCCGCAUCCGGAACCUGGAAGACAGCUUGUUCACACUCCAAUCCCAGCUGCAGCUGCUGCAGAGUGCGUCCACAGGUGCCCAGCACAAGCCCUCAGGCAGGCCCACCUGGCGACGACAGGGUCACCGUCCUCUCUCCCAGCCCAACGUGGAGUCAGGUCCUGCAGGCCAGACCAAUCUAAACAAGAGAGCCUCCUUACCAGUUGGACCGGUGGGCGCAUACCCGGAGUCCCCCUCCGAGCCCAGAACUGAGGCUGCCGGGGUUCCAGCAGCCCCGAGGCGGGUCCCUGGGGCAGCAGGGACCUCCUCAGAAGCCAAUGGCCCCUGCUCUGGAUCCAGCCCCACCCUGGAGCAGGAGCCGAGUCAGGGGGUAGUAGCACCUGAGGGGGCAGUGAAUGAGGCCAAAGGAGGAGGCAUGGUGAAGGUGGUGUGGGAGGGGCUGAGGCCCACAGAGGACUGUGCCAUCGGGGCCACAGGCCUGGAGCUGGAGGCUAAGGUGGAGGAGAUGGUGCUGGAGGCCAUCGGGGACAGACAGGAAGCCAGCUGUCCAGACCUCCCCUCGUGGGUCAAGGAGGACAGGGCCAUUGCGGAGGUGGUCUGGGAGGGGGUGGGGGGCACAGAAGGCAGUGACUUGGAGGCCAUGGCAGAGGCAGGCAGGGGCCCAGAGGCCGUGCAGACCAGCUCCCUGGGGCUCCGGGAGGGAUCGAGGGGAGCAGCUCCUGGAGAAGGUGCCCCCAGGAGCAGCCCUGAUGGUGAUGGGCAGGGGGUCUUUGGAGAGGAGGGGUCCUUCAUCUGGGUGGAGAGAGUGACCCUCAGUGAGGAAUGGGAGGAGCUGGAGGUGGAGGGGUUAGAAGGGCCAAAGGCACUGGGAAGGGAGGAAGAGGAUGAGAGUCCAUUGGGGGCGGAGGGCAGAAGUGAGGAGGAAAUGUGGGAGGCGGAGAGGAGGCGGGUAGAGGGACCUGAAGGCGCAGAGAAGAGAGGCAGUGAGGGGAAGGCAGGCACGGAGCCAGAAGGAGCAGAGACGUCACUGGCGCUAGAGAGGAAAGGAAGCCCGGACUCCGUGGAGCCAGAGAGAAGAGGUGAGGAACGCGUGGAAACAGAGAUGGCAGGAGGUGACGAACCAUUGUCAGACGAAAGAAAAGAAGUUAAGGGACCUCUAGGGGCAGAGAGGGGAAGAGAUGAGAAGCCAUUGGGAGUAGAGCAGAAAGGAGGUGAGGAAAAGCUAGAGGCAAUCCAAGAACCAUUGGCAGCAGAGAGAGAAGAAGGGGAGGAGUCACUGGCGGCAGAGAGAAUAGGAAGUGAGAAGCCAUUGGAUGAAAAGGGAAAAGGAGAUGAGAAAUCACAGAGGGUAGAGAGAAUGGGAGAUGAGGAGCCCUUGGAAGCAGAGAAAACAGGAGACGAGAAACCACAGAAGGAAGAGGAAACAGGAGGUGAAGAGCCACUGGAGGCAGAGAAGACAAGAGAUGAGAAACCACAGAAGGUAGAGAGAACUGGAGGUGAGGAGCCAUCAGAGGUAGAGAAAAAUGAAGACGAGGACUCACUGAAGGUAGAGAGAAUGGGAGGUGAAGAGCCAUUGCAGACAGAGAAGACUCGGGGGGUUGAGGAAGAGCAGAGAGAGUCAGAAGAAGAAAAGGAAUGUCAGGCAGAGGACGUGAGUGAGGCAGGGGCUCCCCCAGAAGCCAAGGAGGCGCCAAGGCCGGAGGAUGAAGGACAGCAGCCCCAGGAGAAGCAGGAAGGCUCCCCAGAAGCAGAAGUGGAAGCAGUGAAGCCCCAAACUCCUGCUGAGGGCCAGGACCCCACUGGAGAUGCCACCCCACUCCUGGCAGAGAUGUCAGCUCAGGAUCAGCCCGCUGAGUGCCAGCCACUGCUGCAGAUGGAGGGGCCCAGGGCCAACCCCAGUGCCCGCCCCGUGCCCACCUAUGCGCCUGCCCGGCAGCCGGAGCCAUCUGCCCCUCCAGAAGGUGAAGAGGCAAGCGGCCCUAAGCAGAAGACGUGCCAGUGUUGUGCGGUUAUGUGAGCCCGUGCCCUCCACCCAACUCCCAGCUCCUCUCACAGCUACCUCGGCCUCUUGGCAUCCAGCAGGCAGUCCCAGGCGCAGAUGGGGCACCAAGGGACUGACCAUGGCACCUGGGAGCCAGUUGGUCUACACGUCCACCUCCACCUGGGCUUCCAGACCCCUCACCCGCUGCCUGUGACCCUGGCCCUCUUCUGUGACAAAGCCUUUUAUACUUGAAAAUAAAAGUUAAGCAUUC